AUGUUCUGGUCAACGUGGAGAUGUCGCCAGACCAUUACAGCCGUUGAAUCUGAUGCUUACAAGAGUAGCUUGGUAAAGGAUGGGAAUUUAGUCCUGGGCCGGAAUCAAGGGUUUUUGGAGGUUUACAAAAUCGGGUCAAAUUUACGGAAACGCAUUGAGUUUCGCAGCCACUCACCUUGUUUUGACUAUCUAAGAAGUGCAGAAAUAGCCGAGUCGGUAGAUGCAAUUGGAAUGCUUCCUUCAGGUAAUAAGGAGAUUUUAGUGCUAAGUAGCAAUGCUAAAACAGUUAAGCUAUGGAACAUUCAUUCAACUUACCUGAGACAGACGGAACCGUCGGCCGUGGUGGAGUGCUGCUCUGAUAUUUCAUCGUGUGAUGCAGGAGGUGAAGAAAGAGAGCGGCGCAAGGAUAACAGCCGUGAACGGCUUAGUCGUAUUUUCUUAAGAGAGACCCGAAAGAAGCACUCGGUUGCUUUAGAAGCACAGGUUAGUCCGGAAAAUACCUAUAGUUUGCAUAGUCUUUCGGUGGCGGCCAAUGGAGAAAGUUUCUUGGUGGCCGAUGAGUUAGCGAUUAAUAUAUUUAGUUCCCGUUUAGAGCCGCUCUGGAAGACUGUUAAUCUAAAGCCAGCGAAUAACGAAGAGAUAAGCAAAGUUAUCUGUACGGCGAAGUUUGUCGAUCGGUCUAGCCAUUUGUUUGUUUAUGGAGCCAGUAAUGGGUCCGUGGAGAUUCGUGAUUUAAGGGAAUGCACCAAAUCUAUGCCAGCGGUUGAAAUAUGCCCGCAGAGAAGUCAUGAUUUCUAUGGGGAGAUAAUUAGGCCGGUGUCGGAUAUUCAGUUUAUUAAUGAUCAUGUGUUUGCGGCGCGGAAUCUCUUAGCUGUACAGAUACACGAUAUAAGGGCGCCCCAUGGAUCUGUACUGGAGCACGAUGUGCUGCCUUUGGCGCGGAAGAAAGUAUCUGAUCUGUACGAUUCUGAUGAGAUCUUUACUAAGUUUAAGCUAGGCGUGGUUGGCAAUAAGGUUUAUACGGGGUCUUUUAAUACGGGAGUGGCUGUGCUGGAUAUCAAGGACGGCACAAUUACUCGGUCAUUCUUAGAAGCAGAAAUGGAAGAGGCAACUCGGAUUGUCGAUAGGAAGAAAAUUACUUGUGUCUCAGCCGAGGAAGACUGCUUAGUGGCCACCAUGAAUAACCAAUGCUAUAUAUUCCGUCAAGAUAGCAGUCCCGGUCAUCAAUCCGAAGCUGAGUCCGAUGAAACUUCAAGUCUAGAUGAUUAUAACGAUUUGGAGGAUAGCAUGCUUAGCACCGAAACCAAUUAA
Molecule: messenger RNA, 1311 nt
Organism: Nematocida homosporus
Lineage: Eukaryota; Fungi; Microsporidia
Product: serine/threonine-protein phosphatase 2A regulatory subunit B
Exons: 1
Coding region: 1-1311 (436 amino acids)
Biological process (GO): peptidyl-serine dephosphorylation
Cellular component (GO): protein phosphatase type 2A complex; cytosol
Molecular function (GO): protein phosphatase regulator activity; protein binding
Source: RefSeq, a predicted model, not a curated record